This is a messenger RNA of Phytophthora nicotianae INRA-310, 546 nucleotides long. RefSeq lists its product as hypothetical. NCBI's taxonomy places the organism in Eukaryota, Oomycota, Peronosporomycetes, Peronosporales, Peronosporaceae. The transcript has 2 exons. Bases 1 to 546 code for a protein of 181 amino acids. The record is from RefSeq and is a predicted model, not a curated record.
AUGGCUAUUCCCACCGCUCUAAAGUGCCGCACCCGCAAGAACCUUACCCCAGCCGAGCGUGCUGAAGUUAUCGCCUACCUCCUGAGUGUUAGUACCGAGCUAUCCCCUCCUCAAGGCGCCAUUAAAGCUUGUGCGACUAAAUACCCUUGUGGAGACGCUCAGAUCUCGCGAUUGUGGCAUCGAUCGGUUAAGGCCAUUCAAGCAGGAGCUCCUAUCGACUACGAGAGCGGUAGAAAGGGUCGAAGUGGCCGUAAGUCACGGUUGACGUUGGAGUUCCGCGUCCAACUCAACGAGGCCAUCGAACUUUUUCCCCUGGAAGACAGAACCGACAUCCGUACUUUGGCGAGUAGUCUCGGUAUUGCAAAGUCUACGUUACACGACUACUACCAGGCUAAGUUCGGUUCAGUUGAAAUAACUGUGAUUCGGAGUCGUGUUCUACAGCAUCGGCUGGUAACAGGUCGACGACGAGUAGCAGCACUACGUCUCGCUACCGCACUCAUCGGUCUUCUAUUGAUCUUUGGCGUUGUUCUUAGUUUCUUUAUGUAA